ACAUGUAUAGAAGCUUCAGUCAUCUCCCAUACUCAAAUUAGAAUUUCGGAUAAAACUUUUCAAGGCCACUCACAUCGCAAUGGCAACAGACCAGCUUGGUGUAGCUCUAAUCGGUAGCGGACUCUUCGCGCAGGAAGAACACCUCCCCGCCCUCCUCAGCAACCCAUCCCUCAAACUCGUCGCCAUAUACUCGCGCAGCCUCGCCUCGGCCAAAUCCCUCUCAAAAGACUUGAAAGAUGUAGAUCUGUACAGUGAAGACAGCGGGGAAGGGAAGGGAUACGCAGAUCUCCUGAAACGAGCCGACCUGAAGGGCGUCAUCGUCUGUCUCCCAAUCCCCAACCAGCCUGCAUUCAUCAAACAAGCCCUCUCCGCCGGCAAGCACGUCCUCUCCGAGAAGCCCGUGGCCCCGACCCUCGCCGCCGGCAAAGAGCUCAUCGACUGGUACCGCUCCUCCAUCCCCGCGAGCACCAUCUGGGCCGUAGCCGAGAACUUCCGCUACUUGGAUACGUUCCGCUACGGCGCGGAGCAGAUUUCGCAGCUGGGCCGCGUCCUCGGCCUGCGCGUCCGCCUGGGGCAGAUGGUGAAGCCGGGCGGCAAAUGGUACGAGACUGCUUGGCGCAAGACACCGGACUACCAAGGCGGCUUCCUUCUGGACGGCGGCGUCCACUACAUUGCGGGGACGCGGGUGCUGCUAGGGACCGCGAACGCGAUUGUGCGGACGAGCGCGCACAGCCAGCAGCUACAAGAGCACCUGCCCCCGGUGGAUACGGUGGAUGCUACUGUGAAGCUGGCUAGCGGGGCGACGGGGACUGUGUCGAUAAGUUUCGGGACGACGUUCAAGAGCAACGAAUACUCGGUCGCGUGUGAGAACGGGAUUGUGUCAGUGUUGCGGGGAAAAGUUGUUGUGACGAAGGAUGAGGCGGAUGAGGUGAAGGAGUUUCCGGAUGAAGGCUCGGGAGUCGCGCCUGAAUCGAAGGCUUGGGGUGAAAGUUUGGUUUCUGGGAAGCCGGACACUAGGCAGAUACCCGAGGAGGCGUUGGCAGAUUUGGAACUUCUGGAGGCUUUCCUUAGGAGUGGGGAACAGAACGGGGCGCCGAUUGAGCUUAAGUACUCUGUCUGAGGUCGAUGCGAGGUUCCAUGCCGUAUAUGAUGUGGGAGUAGAUACGAAAGUGUGGGUGGGGAAACUUUCAGAAAGAGGGCGACGUUUGUCACGUGAUUCACAAAUUAUCAAGAUUCGAGCUAGCGUCCGUCCCCUGGGUGGCGCAACACCCACCGUGCCCCAACAUAUGAGGGGUACAUUGACUUCAAACAACUCAAGCUCUUUGCACACAUCGAUAUAUCCCAUAAUUCUAUAUAAGUUGUGUGCUAUAGCCAUCCUAUAGCCCU
Molecule: messenger RNA, 1386 nt
Organism: Mytilinidion resinicola
Lineage: Eukaryota; Fungi; Ascomycota; Dothideomycetes; Mytilinidiales; Mytilinidiaceae
Product: NAD(P)-binding protein
Exons: 4
Coding region: 80-1120 (346 amino acids)
Biological process (GO): NADPH regeneration
Cellular component (GO): cytoplasm
Molecular function (GO): nucleotide binding; oxidoreductase activity
Source: RefSeq, a predicted model, not a curated record